GUGCGGGUAGCGGGUAACAUAAGCGAAAUUUUAGUAAACAUAAAUGAUAAAACUUUCGUUACUUUCGUAAAUAAACAGAUACAAUAAACAUGGCAGGACUGUUACUAAGUUCUACAGAAAAAGUUUUUAUUGUUCACGGUGUACAAGAGGACUUUCGUUCCGAUGGGCGAUCAAACAUUGACUAUAGGCCCAUGGAACUAGAAACAGAUGUAGUGAGCCACGCUAGUGGCUCAGCGCGGCUUCGUCUUGCAAACACAGACAUUUUAGUUGGCAUUAAAACAGAAAUAGAUACACCAAAGCCAGACAAACCAGAUAUGGGAAAAAUUGAGUUUUUUGUUGAUUGCUCAGCAAAUGCCACACCGGAAUUCGAAGGGCGUGGUGGAGAAAAUUUAGCUAGCAGCAUUUCAAACACAAUGCAAAGAGCAUAUCACUCAUCACAAGCCUUUGAUUUGAAGCAAUUAUGCAUUGUAGAAGGCAAACAGUGCUGGAAACUUUAUGUUGAUAUAUUGAUCUUGGAAUGUGGGGGUAAUUUGUUUGAUGCAGUUUCAUUAGCAACCAAAGCAGCUCUGUUUAACACAAGGAUACCAUUAGUAAAAGCCUUGUUGAUGGAUGGAGGAAAUGUUGAUUUACAACUCUCAGAUGAUCCUUAUGAUUUCAAAUUUCUAGAUGUUGGUUCUGCACCUUUGUUGGUAACACUAUGUAAAAUAGGAGAAAAAUGCGUGGUAGAUCCCUCAGCUGAAGAAGAAAGCUGCAGUGUAAUAUCAUUGAUAGUUGGAAUUACUGGAAACAGCAAAUCUUACUGUGCAGAUAAAGGAGCUUCUAACCUAUCUGAUGUUGACAUUAAAUGUAGUACAAUCAGUAUGAACGGACCAGGCAGUUUAGCACCAAAGACAUUAAAGAAUGCAAUUCACCAGGGCAUCAUUGCUGCAAAGGUACUAGACGAUUCAUUAGGACAAGCCUUAUUGCGUGAACGACGAGAAAAUAUCAACUCAAUGAAAAGUUCAUAUGGAUUUCUUAAAUAAACACUAAAAAAACA
Molecule: messenger RNA, 1036 nt
Organism: Bombyx mandarina (wild silkworm)
Lineage: Eukaryota; Metazoa; Arthropoda; Insecta; Lepidoptera; Bombycidae
Gene: Rrp42
Product: exosome complex component Rrp42
Biological process (GO): U1 snRNA 3'-end processing; nuclear-transcribed mRNA catabolic process, deadenylation-dependent decay; nuclear polyadenylation-dependent rRNA catabolic process
Cellular component (GO): nuclear exosome (RNase complex); cytoplasmic exosome (RNase complex)
Molecular function (GO): mRNA 3'-UTR AU-rich region binding
Source: RefSeq, a predicted model, not a curated record